Colletotrichum phormii is the source of this 174-nucleotide messenger RNA. RefSeq lists its product as uncharacterized. The record is from RefSeq and is a predicted model, not a curated record. NCBI's taxonomy places the organism in Eukaryota, Fungi, Ascomycota, Sordariomycetes, Glomerellales, Glomerellaceae. The annotation marks the transcript as partial. The transcript has a single exon.
AAGCCGCACUCGAGGGAGAGUCUCAUACCCCACGUCAUGCACACCUUAACGGCUGUUCGACAAUACGAUGAUUAUGAGAGUCUGUGUAUGCGUGUUAGAAUCGAUGUUGCCAUGGCCCUGAUCGAAGCUCCUCGCUUUUCGGGUGUGGAGUGGAAGCGACUUGCGAUUUCAUAG